Eruca vesicaria subsp. sativa (arugula) is the source of this 501-nucleotide messenger RNA. The record is from the annotation of a GenBank genome assembly. Lineage: Eukaryota; Viridiplantae; Streptophyta; Magnoliopsida; Brassicales; Brassicaceae.
AUGGCGUUUGUGACCACUGCAGAAGUGUGUGACGCGAAUCAAGAGCUGAUCCGUAGUGGCCAGCUCCGUGCUCUGCAACCCUGUUUUCAGAUAUACGGUCGUCGUCAGAUAUUCUCAGGUCCUGUAGUUACUGUCAAAGUGUUUGAAGAUAAUGGCUUGAUCCGUCAGUUUCUAGAAGAGAAAGGCAAUGGAAGAGUUCUUGUAGUGGAUGGUGGAGGAAGUCUACGUUGUGCCAUACUUGGAGGAAACCCAGUAGUACAAGCGCAGAACAACGGAUGGGCGGGAAUCAUAGUGAACGGUUGCAUCAGAGACGUUGAUGAGAUCAAUGGUUGCGACAUUGGAGUGAGAGCUUUAGCUUCUCAUCCUAUAAAAGCUAGUAAGAAAGGACUUGGUGAACAGAGAGUUCCACUCAACAUAGCAGGCACUAGGAUCUGCGAUGGUGAAUGGCUUUAUGCAGAUACUGAUGGUAUCCUCGUUUCUCAGAUCGAAUUAUCGGUUUAG